UGAGUUACUUGCGUUAAACCACCGAGGAACGUCCAGUUUCAGCCUUUGUAUCAUCAGCUGUACCCGACGGGAACUUUCUGACUGACCGGAGCAACACCAUGAAACCAGUUCACACGCAGCUUAUAUCCAGUGGCCGUCGGUAGAAGCUGUCGAGCGGGGUAAACAAGCUGGCCGCGACAACAACAUCCAGCUCCAGCAGCUAGCAGCUAGCAGCUAACAGACUAGCAUCUGGUCGGUUUCUCUGGGACUGAGCUGAUCAUCAGACGAAAUGGAGAAGAGUGACUUUCUGAAGGGACUGCCGGUCUACAACAAGACCAACUUCAGCAGGUUCCAUGCGGACUCAGUAUGCAAAGCAUCGAAUCGUCGACCAUCUGUGUAUCUACCAACACGAGAAUAUCCAUCGGAGCAGAUCAUCGUCACAGAGAAGACAAACAUCUUGUUGCGAUAUCUUCAUCAACAGUGGGACAAAAAGAUUGCAGCAAAAAAGCGAGAGCAGGAACCCACAGACGGGGACAGCACGGCACCGCCGAGAAAAAUUGCCAGAACGGACAGUCGAGAGCUGAGCGAGGAUUCAUAAAGCAACGUGCCGCCCGUGUUCACCCAGCAGAGACUGACCCACUGAAAUGCACAGAUUCAGGAUGUGUGUUUGUCAACCCAGGCCUGGACACUGAUGCACAGAAGGAUCAAUUACAUUUCAGACAACAGUCACCCCAAUGUUCAAAUUAAAAUUCAGACAUAUUUCCUUGCUACUUCCUUUACUUCCAAGAAGCUAUGCCUCAGACUUUACUCUUUGUAGUUUAGAAAAAUAACAUACAUCUACCUCCUUAUACCUCAACUCUUCUGGUUUUCAGUCACCCGCACUCACAGUUUUCUUCUAAAUAUGCAGGGAGGGAAGUCAUCGCUCCUCUGCUGCCAUCAUGUAAGGCUUUGGAGUCUACGUCAUUCGUACCAUCUCUGAUAUAUAUGCAUAUCUUAAGUUAAGCUGUAUAUGGGAUUAGUGGCAUGUCAUCUUUUUUUAGGUCUUACUUCAAUAGUUGUUUUUUUUUAGUUUUAAAUUUAAAAUCUUAUUUUAGCUCAUCCCUUACGUGAUCACUGUCAGCACAGUGAAAUUAAAACUGCACUGUGGUCCUUGUUUAGAUUGAUAAUUCAGGGUUUUGUUAUUGAAGAAGAAAAGUGUUUAAAGAGAUACGUCUAUUUUUUCUGGACAAAUAAUCGUUUGUUGCCUUAAUUGGAAAUAAGUCUGUUUUCACUGGUAUUUUGUAAUUGUCCCUUUUGUCAACGUUGUUUCAGGAAGUAAUUAACCACUGCUGAACACAGUGGAUAUUAGUAUCAGUGAGGACACAUUAAAGCCAACACAGUCA
Molecule: messenger RNA, 1361 nt
Organism: Limanda limanda (common dab)
Lineage: Eukaryota; Metazoa; Chordata; Actinopteri; Pleuronectiformes; Pleuronectidae
Product: DET1- and DDB1-associated protein 1-like
Exons: 5
Coding region: 269-577 (102 amino acids)
Biological process (GO): positive regulation of proteasomal ubiquitin-dependent protein catabolic process
Cellular component (GO): Cul4-RING E3 ubiquitin ligase complex
Source: RefSeq, a predicted model, not a curated record